This is a messenger RNA of Lodderomyces jiufengensis, 711 nucleotides long. RefSeq lists its product as uncharacterized. The transcript has a single exon. The record is from RefSeq and is a predicted model, not a curated record. The coding region runs from base 1 to 711 and encodes 236 amino acids. Gene Ontology annotation, molecular function: 3-hydroxyacyl-CoA dehydratase activity. Gene Ontology annotation, biological process: very long-chain fatty acid biosynthetic process; fatty acid elongation; sphingolipid biosynthetic process. Lineage: Eukaryota; Fungi; Ascomycota; Pichiomycetes; Serinales; Debaryomycetaceae. Gene Ontology annotation, cellular component: endoplasmic reticulum membrane.
AUGAGUGUUAAAAAACAAUAUUUAUUAUUUUAUAAUGGUAUAUCAGCAUUAUUAUGGUCAUAUAUUUUAUAUAAUUGUAUAAUUGAUUUAAAUAAUGGUUUUUUCCCAUAUUCAAUUAAUGAUACCGAUGAUUCUUGCAGCUUAGAUUACGAUUAUGACAUAAAUAAAAUAGUAUUUAAAUGUAAUUCAACUCAAGAUAUUAUACCUCAUAAAUUUAUAAUAAUAACUCAAAUUUUUAAUUCAAUUUUGGAAUUAUUACAUUCAAUUAUUGGAUUAGUUCCCUCACCAAUUGGUACAUUAUUAUUACAAUCAUUUGCAAGAUUAAUCAUUAUGAUUGGUAUAUGUCUUGUUAUACCAGAAUCACCAGCUAAUUAUAAUAUAUUAAUUUUUUCAAGUUUAAUAUUUGCAUGGUCAACUACAGAAAUAAUAAGAUAUGGAUUUUAUUUUUUAAAAUUGAAGAAUAAACAAGUACCAUAUUGGUUAAUUUGGUUAAGAUAUUCUGCAUUUUUUAUAUUAUAUCCUUUAGGAUUAAUAAGUGAAAGUUUAACAGUUUAUAAUUCUUAUGAUAUUAUUAGAAAUAGAUUACCUGGAUAUUCAAAUUUUUUAAAAUUUGCAUUACCUUUAUAUUUACCUGGAUUUUUAUAUCUUUAUAAUUAUAUGAUUAAACAAAGACAAAAAGUAUUAAGAAAUGAACAACAAAAAUUAUUAUAA